Messenger RNA from Verruconis gallopava, 525 nucleotides. RefSeq lists its product as uncharacterized. The record is from RefSeq and is a predicted model, not a curated record. Lineage: Eukaryota; Fungi; Ascomycota; Dothideomycetes; Venturiales; Sympoventuriaceae. Bases 1 to 525 code for a protein of 174 amino acids. Gene Ontology annotation, biological process: L-methylmalonyl-CoA metabolic process. Gene Ontology annotation, molecular function: methylmalonyl-CoA epimerase activity. The transcript has 2 exons.
AUGGUUCAACCUGUCGCCAAUCUCAACAUCAAUCAUCUUGGAAUCUCGGUCCCCGACCUGGAUGCCGCCGUAGCAUGGUACACCACACAUCUAGGUUUCGUCCAACUUCGCCCCCAUAACAGAGUGAAGCGUGGCCCUCCCGAAGCUGAUGUCGUCGACCGCGGUGGACUUGCCAUAUAUGGUCCUGAGCUGAACGAGAUGCGCAUCGCGUACCUCGCAAGCGGAAACAUCGGCAUCGAGCUGUUUCAAUUCAUUUCACCAGCAUAUUCCGGACCCGGAAAACCCAAUCCGUUCGGCACGCAGCAUUGGGUCCGAGGUGGAUGUUUCCAUAUCGCUCUCACGCAUCCAGAUCCAGAGGCUUUGUUUGCGAAGCUUGUCGAGGCUGGGGGAGAGAAGAUUCGGGAGACGGCCCGGUUGGGUAGAGGGAUAGUGGCGUUGUACAUUCAGGACCCUUGGGGGAUCAUCUGGGAGAUAUGCUCUCGCAGUUUUGAGACAUUUCAAAUGAUCGAAUACGUGCCUGAAUGA